Wyeomyia smithii (pitcher-plant mosquito) is the source of this 2142-nucleotide messenger RNA. Its product is annotated as CLIP domain-containing serine protease B9. The record is from RefSeq and is a predicted model, not a curated record. Gene Ontology annotation, molecular function: serine-type endopeptidase activity. The coding region runs from base 482 to 2071 and encodes 529 amino acids. Gene Ontology annotation, biological process: proteolysis. Lineage: Eukaryota; Metazoa; Arthropoda; Insecta; Diptera; Culicidae. The transcript is spliced from 5 exons.
CGGAUCGCGCUACGAAUCGUUUCGCUUUAAAGUUACCUGGGCGCAGUGCAGAAUAAUAUACGGUCGGUGGUUAAGUUUUCUGAAAAAUUCGCAAUUCAAAACCGGCAAGGUCUGACUCGAACUUUGUAGCGCUCAUCGAUCGAAGCCGGGCAGGUAAACGAGUCAACCUAUUGCUACUACUGCUGCUGCUGCUGCUGCUACUUUCGAACCGAUUAUGGUGGAAGUUUUUGUUUUUUCGGAAGGUUGAAAUUACAGGUGACCAGUGAUUUGGAAAAUAGGAUUAAAGUGUGUCGCGAGUGUAAGGGCAUCAAAUCGAAGGAAAUCAAAUUAUGGUCCCGAGUGUGUCAAAGUUGGUGAAAAGUUGAAAAUUUGAUUUACCCGCCCAUGUGCAAUUGCGCGACCGUACCAAGUGAAACAAGCAAGGCGCCUGCUGCGGUUUUGUAACAUCCUAGGGGGGUUUAUUCAGUUGCAGCGUGCAACGAUGGUACCGCGGAUUCAAAUCUUAGCAGCUGUUGCUGCUUAUUUGUGUCAUUACAGCAGUGUUCGGGCAGAGCCGUGGAAGAACCAAGAGAGCGAUCAUGGUGGGACGACGUUACUCGAUCACUACUUCGUGCAUCAUUUCGAUCACGAGGAACCGGACUCGGAGCCGGCGCCCUCAUUUGCCCGCCAUUCAUCGGUCAGCAUCAAUUGCCGGUGUGUUACGCUGCGAGAAUGUCCGAAAAUUUUGGAAAUGCUGCGAACCCCCAAGUCCAGCUAUAGUAGCUUUAAUUCCAAACUGAAACAACUUACCUGUGGGUUCGGGAUGGGUAGAGAGCCGAGUAUAUGCUGUCCGUUGGACGAUAGCUGGCUUACGGAUGAGAUAGAAUCGGAUUCACGAUCGAGCUUCGGCUUCGCGGAUAACGACAAUCUAAAGUACAUGCAUUAUUCGAAGAACCAAUUUGGUUACGGUAAAGCCGAACAAGAGCACAAGUACAACUUCAUCCCGUCCUUCGAGGAUCCAAAAACAUUGAAAAAUUGUCCACCUGUGAUUUAUCCUACCAGUGCGGUGACUCGAGCGAACAACCCGUAUGUUGCACCGGCUGUUCGCAAAAGGACUACAACCGUUCGGCCCAGAGCGGUCAGCAGCAAUGCUCGAGCUGGUGUACUGAAUACUGUGGUGGAGGCCGUGACCGUUGUCACGACGGAAGCUCCGCUUAUCGAAACAACAGCCCGUCUGGUAGCAACCGUUCCGCCUCCGCCGAUAAUAAAUGAUGCAUUGUGUGGGCUUUCCGUUAACACCAGAAUCAUCGGAGGUGAGGCUGAAAUUCCCGGCCAGUUCCCAUGGAUGGCCCGAUUGGCCUACAGAAAUCGAACUUCUGGACGAGUAACGUAUCGCUGUGCAGGAUCGCUGAUCACCAGUCGACACGUGAUCACCGUUGCCCACUGCGUGACUAAUCUGAUCGAUGAAUUGGAGCUAGUUAGUGUUCGACUGGGUGAUCUCGAGUGCAAUUCCUUGACGGAUAAUCGAUGUCGAAAUCGCUAUCAAGAUUUUGCGAUAGAACGUUUGAUCCCACACGAGAAUUACGACAGUCCCAAAUAUGCGAAUGACAUUGCGCUGGUGAAACUGCAACAGACAACCGAAACAUAUAACAUUCUCAGUCCAUUAUGUCUACCCAUGGACCAGUACUCGGACUACGCUAGAAACCUAACCGGCAGCACGGGAAUCAUUGCUGGCUGGGGAUCAACUAGCAAUCGUAGCAACACCCCGAGUCCAAUACUGCAGUGGCUUCGGUUGCCAAUCGUGGACACCACUCAGUGUGCCAACUCGUACGCCCGGUACAGUGUAAACUCUCGGACGCCGAUUGUUGUAUCAAGCAAUCAGAUGUGCGUACAGGGUCAGGAAAACCGGGACGCGUGCCAGGGCGAUUCGGGUGGACCGCUAAUGAACGAGGCCGUCUCCAGCCGUGACCGAUUCGUGCUACUCGGGCUGGUCUCGUUCGGACCGCGCACCUGUGGCGUGUCAAAUUUUCCCGGAGUGUACACCCGGAUCUCGUCCUACACUGAUUGGAUCCAGCGCCAGAUAGCCUUUUAGGGAUUCUGCUUCGCUUCGGCGAAACUCGGCAGAACUGUCAGUAGGUUUAAGGUUUCGAAACAAACGCUUCU